AAACCCCCAACUAUGUGUUAAUUUUUUCUCAUCUCGUGAUUCCCUUUAACAUUAAACCGCUCUUUCUCUCUUUAAUUCAGCUACCACACUUCUCUUCUUCUUCUUCUUCUUUCUUCUUCUUCUUCUUCUUUCUUCUUCUUCUUCUUCUUCUUCUUCUUCCUUAUUUUUCCAAAUUCCAAACAUUUCCCAACAAUAUGCUCUAAUCCCAACCUCAAUCUCUCUCUCUCUCUCUCUCUCUCUCUCUUAUUUUUUUUAAUUAUUAAGGGGUGUGAGAGUUAAAUGGGGAAGAAAGGAACUGGCUGGUUCUCCACUGUGAAGAAAGUCUUCAAAUCCAACAAUAAUACUCCUUCCAAGGACUACUCACCUCACUCAUUGCUCAACAAGAAGGAAAGUGCGAAUGUGGAAAAAUGGCAGCACAAUGCUCCAGAUGUUAUAUCAUUUGAACAAUUUCCAAUAGAAAAUUCGACAGAAAUAACGAACAACGAAAGUGUUCAAUCGACGCCAAGGAUUGAAGGUCGAGAUCAUGCCAUUGUUGUUGCUGCUGCGACUGCGGCAGCUGCAGAAGCUGCAGUUGCAGCUGCUGAGGCAGCAGCAAAAGUAGUUCGCUUGGCUGGCUAUGGAUGGAAAUCUAGAGAAGAUAGAGCAGCAACUCUUAUUCAAGCUUAUUAUAGAGGCUACUUGGCUCGACGAGCUCUUCGUGCUUUAAAGGGGCUAGUAAGAUUGCAAGCAUUGGUCCGAGGCCACAAUGUUCGAAAGCAAGCACAAAUGACAAUGCGUUGCAUGCAAGCUUUGGUGCGGGUGCAAGCAAGAGUUCGUGCUCGUAGGUUGCAAUUGGCCAACCAAAAUUAUAAUAAAAGAAUUGCAGAACAAGAAAAUGAUGAAGAUGAAGACGAUGAAGAAGAAAAGUUAUUGAAAAACAAAUUAAAGAAAUAUGAGAUGGAAAGUUGGGAUGGUAGGGUUUUAAGUGUAGAGAAAAUCAAAGAAAAUUCUUCGAGAAAACGUGAUGCCUUAAUGAAAAGGGAAAGAGCUCUUGCUUACGCAUAUUCAUAUCAGCAACAACAUCAAAGAAGACAAGAUGAAGAAAGAAUUUUACAAUUGGGUGAAGAUGUGAAUGAUUUAGGGUUUAGGCAUGACAAGGGUGAAUAUGGUUGGAAUUGGCUUGAGCAUUGGAUGUCUUCUCAACCAUAUAACAAUGUUCGUCAAUCCACAACACGUGAGUCUUAUAUCACACCUACCACCGCCACCACAGCCACAGAUGACAUGUCGGAAAAGACAGUUGAAAUGGACCCAAUUGCUUUGGCCCGACUAAAUUUGGACCCUAUCGACAUAGGACGAUCAGUAAGUGGUCCAUACUCGUCUCGACAACCGAUUUCAAAAAAUAUUCCAAGUUACAUGGCCUCAACCCAAUCUGCUAAGGCCAAGGUAAGAAACCAAGGCAUGGUCAAACAUCAAGGACCAAAUUGGAACAAAUCAAUGAGAAGAAGAUCAGUUUUCGGCUCGGGUUGUGACUCUUCGAGUUCGGGUGGAGGAACGAUGGCCUACCAAGGUCAAAGAAGCCCAAUCCUAAUGAACAAUGGGCCUCGCUUGUCUCCUAUACACAUAAUGGGCUGUGGCCCAGACUACCCAGGAGGUGAAGAUUGGGCCCUUCCACCCCUUGGUGUCAAUAGUUGGAGAGCUGGUUUUGCUUGAAUCACUUCAUUUCUCAUCUCUUGUAUGUUUAAUAAAGUGAAUUAUCAAACUUUGCCUGUUCAUACUUUUCUAUUUAUUAACUUCAGAAUUUGUGUUAAAUUCACCUUAUAUACUUCAAAAAAAAAUGUUCCCAAUAACUUUAUCAUUUUUCAAUUUUCA
Cucumis melo (muskmelon) is the source of this 1848-nucleotide messenger RNA. Its product is annotated as protein IQ-DOMAIN 21. The transcript has 5 exons. Gene Ontology annotation, molecular function: protein binding. The record is from RefSeq and is a predicted model, not a curated record. NCBI's taxonomy places the organism in Eukaryota, Viridiplantae, Streptophyta, Magnoliopsida, Cucurbitales, Cucurbitaceae. The coding region runs from base 280 to 1689 and encodes 469 amino acids.